AUGAACCUAACAGCGUCCUCGUUAAAUGACCUCCAGGACGUCCUAGAUGAGCUAUUGUCCCCUAGGUCCUCUGACAGGCGGAUAUACGCCGCGAUCGCAUCGCUGGAACGUCAAGUAGCAGCGGUCUGCCUCAGUGGCGACGAGAACCACGAUUUCUGGGCGUUACAGUAUACCUUCGAAUGUAACGUACCGUCGCGAUUGCUGCAUUGGAUUGCCGUCUCCACACCGAGACUCGAUGCUUCGUGCACAGUAGUGGACAAGGAGAUCAACGCCCUCUCGUAUCAUGUAUCUCUCGCCCUCUCCGUUCUACAAGGGGUCGCCUUGAACCAUCCCGCAAGUAAAUCUUAUCUUGGGCGGAAAUAUUCACUCGAGAUAUUAUUGGAUCUACUUCUCGCCUCGCGUCACAUUCCCAGCAUCACCCCUCCCACCUCGGCUUCCACUCUCCCCGCACCAGCCCCUCUCUCUUCGACUGUAAUUGAUACCCUUCUGUGCAUAAUGGUUGACUCUACGGCUGCAUUGCGUGCUUUCGAAGAAGCAGGUGGACUGCAAGUCAUUGUAAAAAUUCUCAAGCGGGCAGGAACCCCUCGUGAAGUUAGGAUGAAAUGCCUGGAGUUCUUAUAUUUCUAUCUUUUGGAUGAAACCUUGUCUGCUUCCUCAGUCGGCGACCAACUGUCUGCUGACGCCCUAUCGGUCGAUAAUGCUUUACCUCCAACGGCGCCAGUGACACCGACGCGACAAGAGAAACCUUUCGUUUUCCCUACACCCUCCAACCCGAUUUCAAAUUACGGCUCCUCGACUUACGUAUUCUCGACAACCACAUCUGCCGGCUCAGCGAGAUCAGUUUCAUCGAGUUCGACAUCAUCUUUUUCUUCUACUUCGUCCGUUGCAACGUCGUCCACAGCCGCUUCUUCAGCUGCACCCUCGCGGUCAGCUUCUCCAGACAAGUCCUCCGCGUGCAAAGCGCCGAUAGAUUCAACACCCAGCGGCAUUAAAGCUGCGAAGGCACGGCCCUUGAUGAUGUUGCGAAAGGACGUAGAUUACGUGCCGAUGAGUCCCAAGAAAGCGCAGGUGUCAAACUUGGGUGUCAGGCCGCCGUCCGGAAGUGCUACAAGGUCACGAUACUUUCACAGUAACAAUACGCCUCGGCCGCCUUCACGAUUGGGCUCGGCCGCUAGCAUCACAGAACCUGAGUCGAAGACAAGCCCAACGAAGACUGCGGAACCUGUCCAAGCCAAGCAAGCGGAUGUCCGAACGAAGACCACCAAGGAGAAAAAGGAGUUGCUUGGGACGAUGCUAGGCAACGUCGAUGCCUUGGUUGAAGGCGUUCGAAAAGCAGGUGUGUGGGGAUUGAUUUGA
Molecule: messenger RNA, 1356 nt
Organism: Pleurotus ostreatus (oyster mushroom)
Lineage: Eukaryota; Fungi; Basidiomycota; Agaricomycetes; Agaricales; Pleurotaceae
Exons: 6
Coding region: 1-1356 (451 amino acids)
Source: RefSeq, a predicted model, not a curated record